AUUUCAGUUACCAACGGCAUCUAUUUGGAAAGAUGGGACCGGAUAGAUUACAAGCGUGUUAAAUUCCUUGUCAUGGACCCUCGUUAUCCAAGGCUGCCAUCGAAAACAAUAUGUCUUCCUGAAUUUCAGCAACCGCAGCGUUGGGCUGAUUAUUUCGGUGCUCGAGCAAGGACGUAUUUUGUUCCACAGCAGACUGGAAUUUACUACUUCAUGCUCUGUAAGGAUAUUUUGAUAUUUAAAUUACUAACUCUGUCAUGUUUGACUGGUUUUAAAAAAUUUGCCUUCGAGCCCGAAAACUGGCUCCUGGGGCCCGUUCAUCCCUCGAAAGGCGAAAUUUGAAAAUCGAAGGCAAAUUUGAAAAUCAUUACCUAAGCAAAAUUGACCGGUUACGUUUGUGUGGUCCCUGCGUGCUACUCAAGAAUGUUGUGAUUCGCUAACCGAUAGGUUUAUUCUAUCAUUUUCAAAAUUAUUGAAACUUUGACCUUGCAUGCAAACAGUUUGGUUCAAAAAAUAAGGGGGGGGAGGGACCUGGGCCCCCCGUGCCCCUCUCCUGGAUCCGCCACUACUAAAGAAGGCACGGAUAGACAAACUUGAAAAAGAGUGUAACGGAUUGCAAUUAUCUUUUUUUCUAAAACUUGUCAGUCUAAUUGUUUUUCAAAGUUCAUUUUGUUGUUUGUAAAGCAACCCUUUGUGAUUUUGUCAUUAGAGUUUAAGCUUCACGUAUACGGCGAACGGCAAACGUCAGGUUCGAGUUGAAAAUUUCCCCGGAAAAUUUCUCAAAAUAGAAAAAGAGUAGAUAAAAGAGCUCAAAAGCAAUUCUUAUGAAUAAAAGAUUGCGUGAAACUACUAAUUUAGGCGUAGAAAUAAUGAACAGUAAACGACAAGUAGAGAGGAAAGUUGGUCACGUGGUACGAGUUUGCGUUUGUCGUUUGACGUAAACCUGAUGCUUAACCUCCGUUAAGUAAAAAGUAAAAAUUCAACCAACUGACAUCAUGAACAAAAUGAACUAGACAGGCGUGACACAGAAAAGAAACUUAGGAAUCAAUGCAAACACCAUAUCUCUUUUUUCCAGCUUCUGACGCUGGAAGCGAGCUGUAUCUUAGUACCAAUGAGAAACCUGACUCAAAGUCAAAGAUUUCUCACAUAGAUGGAGGAUUUGCAACAUAUCCAUUUGAGUUUGACAGGUGA
Molecule: messenger RNA, 1188 nt
Organism: Porites lobata
Lineage: Eukaryota; Metazoa; Cnidaria; Anthozoa; Scleractinia; Poritidae
Source: the annotation of a GenBank genome assembly